AUGCCUCCUCGUCGUCGUGCGGGAAACACCACCUCAGCGCAAUCGACGCUGUCCUUCGGCAACCGGUCCCGAGUCACCAAGCCAGUCACCAAGCCAACCGACAAAGCGAAGGUCCUCGACUCAACACCCCCUCUCUCUCAGAAAUCGACUUCCGCCACCCCCGAGCCGCAAAAUGUAUCCGUCAGCCCUGUCGAGCCCUCCAAGCCCCACGUUGCAGAGCUAGCCGUCCGCCCGCAGCCAACAGUUGAAACACCAGCGCCCUGGUCGGAGGAGGAUAAGCGGGCCUUGAAGUUGACCAAGCAAGAUAUCUGGCGGUACUGGCGGGCUCAGGAGGAGAGUCGCAAGGCACCUCGGAUUCACCAGCAAGGCAUAGAUGUGGAGGAGAAGGUCCUUCGCCAUUUUGAUCUGUCCAGCCAAUAUGGGCCAUGCGUUGGGAUUGCUCGUGUCAACCGUUGGAGACGCGCAAACACGUUGAAGCUUAACCCGCCUAUUGAAGUCCUAGCUGUCAUCCUCAAGGGCAAGGAUACCAAGGAACGGGCGUACAUCGAUGAACUGCUGUCAUGA
Molecule: messenger RNA, 564 nt
Organism: Penicillium canescens
Lineage: Eukaryota; Fungi; Ascomycota; Eurotiomycetes; Eurotiales; Aspergillaceae
Product: putative DNA polymerase delta subunit 4
Exons: 3
Coding region: 1-564 (187 amino acids)
Biological process (GO): DNA synthesis involved in DNA repair; DNA-templated DNA replication
Cellular component (GO): delta DNA polymerase complex
Molecular function (GO): DNA-directed DNA polymerase activity
Source: RefSeq, a predicted model, not a curated record